This is a messenger RNA of Trichoderma harzianum CBS 226.95, 895 nucleotides long. RefSeq lists its product as hypothetical. The record is from RefSeq and is a predicted model, not a curated record. Bases 217 to 792 code for a protein of 191 amino acids. NCBI's taxonomy places the organism in Eukaryota, Fungi, Ascomycota, Sordariomycetes, Hypocreales, Hypocreaceae. The transcript has 2 exons.
CCAAUAUGAAGAUGCAGCGCCAUCACCGCCGUAGCUGCAUCGCGCAUGCUGGCCGCCUUGUGGCACCACCUACCAAUUUCAUCCGCAUCCGCCGCCAUGGGUUACCGGGGUAGUGGAUCUGCCAUCCCAUCCUGACGGGCUCUGCACAACUCUGCACGCUUCCAAGUACGGCCCCUCACAGUCUGCGCUUUUCUGGGGGCGUGUGCCUACCUAGGUAUGGGGUGUGGGGGUGGUACCUUUUUUUCGACUCCCUCCGCCUGUCGACCCCUUCCCAAUGGCAUGGGACGAACGGGCAGAGCAGCCAGGCCAGUGUCUCGGUUGGCUCAGGAUCAUUACCGCAGCAAGGGCUGCCUCGAGGUGCCCAACACGCCCGGCGUCGACAGCGGCCGGCAGAUGCAGAUACGCUGCUGCGCAGCCGCUAUACGAGCGCCAGCAGGGGGGCCCACCCCAUCGACGACAUCUGCUCUGCCUUGCCCGACACCUGGGCGUCAGAAGCACGCACCUUUACGUAUAGAUGGACAGACGCAAUUGUCUCAGCCAAGCCUGUGUCCCAAGCCAUGUUUUGGCCUCAUUGGGAUGCCCCGACUGGGCUGCGCACUGUAUUAUUCGGUUCCCUUUUUGGUCCGCUGUAACCAAGCGCAGCAUUCCUUCAUUUCUGGCCUCUGUCUCUCUUUCGCUCUCUCUCAGCCCGUGUCUCUCUCUUGCCGGCAACCAAGCUGCUCAGAUCCAAUUGCUGGUCUAGUUCGCCUCUCGGGCUUUAAUUCUAAGGUUGUCCGUGCGGUGACAUUGUGAACGGUCGUCAGCUUGACAACUCCAUCUCCCUCUAUUCAUCCCUCUAUCCCUCAUAUCAUCACCGUUCUCUCCCUCCCCCGAGCUGGUAUAUUUGAUAUAUACA